Molecule: messenger RNA, 1268 nt
Organism: Gigantopelta aegis
Lineage: Eukaryota; Metazoa; Mollusca; Gastropoda; Neomphalida; Peltospiridae
Product: sex peptide receptor-like
Exons: 2
Coding region: 274-1176 (300 amino acids)
Biological process (GO): G protein-coupled receptor signaling pathway
Cellular component (GO): membrane
Molecular function (GO): G protein-coupled peptide receptor activity
Source: RefSeq, a predicted model, not a curated record
UAUGACUAUAUGAGUCAGAAAUUGUAGAAAUUUCGAAUAAUAAUUAAAACACAAAACCUGUCCAAAGGGAUGUUUCGUGUUUAUAUCUACCAUGACAGACAACAUUAGUUUGGUUCUGAUGGCACCGAAUCGGCGACGUCGCCUCACUACAUUACCAACGUCACUGGCAACGUUGAAGUGCAUGUGUCGGGUGGAUACCUGCUAUUGAUAUAUCCAGUAGCUGAGAUAUAUUCCAUUCCAAUAUACGUGUAGGCGUCACCAAUUAUUCUCUUAAUGGCAGUCUGCAAUGAUGGUAUGUGUUGUCCUGUUAAAGCGACACAUGCGUUCACUACACGCACGUUUUUUCUGUUGACUGCCAUAGCCAUAACCGACACCUUGACAGGUGUGUUUCCAUGUCCGAUUAUGGCGUAUUUCUUUGUAACAGAAAAGCUCAAAGACUACGCGCAGAACGGUUGGUGUUUUGCGUACGACUACCUGACAGAGUACAUUCCUAUUAUAUUCCACACAGCAUCUGUAUGGCUGACCAUGGCUCUGGCAGUUCAGAGGUACAUCUGCGUCUGUUAUCCCUUCAAACCGCGGAACUGUCAUCAUCUACGUGAUGGCGGGUCUCAGUCACACAUGCAGUUUCUUCGAAAAGGAUUUCAGUCCUGUUGUUUUGCCGUCGUUGCUGAACGAGAACCAAACUAUCACAGCCUGUUUCAUAAUUUGGACACUUGGCUGGGAGAUUUCGCUCAUGUUUCACUUUACUAUAAUAUAUACUUCGCGUUUCGAGUGCUCUUCAUACACAUCAUCCCGUGUGUUUCCUUAAUUGUACUGAACGCACUGCUCCUCUACAAUAUGAGGCACUCGUCGAAGAGGGGGACGCAGUAUCUGCGACAGAACAAGACGUCAGAAUGCCAGAAAUUGAAAGAUAGCAACCGCACCACCCUGAUGCUCGUGUCAGUAGUGGGGAUUUUUAUGUUGGUUGAAUUGCCGGGCGCAAUAUUGAUGGUUAUAUGGAUGGUUAACAACACACUUGGUAUUAGAGUUAUUGAGCAGCUGACCUUGCAAAUAGCAGAUAUCUUUAUAAGGUUAUCUGUUUUUAUGACCUGCCCGCUAAACAUUGUAAUCUAUUGUGGAAUGAGUAGGACAUUUCGCCAGACAUUCAAGAGUUUGUUCACGGGUCGUACUUACUAGUAGUGUUCGGUAUUCAGUCUGAAAAUAGUUCUCGAAUAUUCGAUGGAAAUUAUGAGCGAAUAUUUGAAUACUAAAUAAACAAUAUAUAUAUA